Rattus norvegicus (Norway rat) is the source of this 1068-nucleotide messenger RNA. RefSeq names its product spindlin family member 2B (gene Spin2b). The transcript has 2 exons. Gene Ontology annotation, biological process: gamete generation; chromatin organization. The coding region runs from base 299 to 1009 and encodes 236 amino acids. The record is from RefSeq and is marked validated. Lineage: Eukaryota; Metazoa; Chordata; Mammalia; Rodentia; Muridae.
CGUGACCAAAGCAGAAGGGCCCGCGAGCCCACCAGCAAUACCAGGACACCGCGUGCGCAAAGCAGAAGGGCCCGCGAGCCCACCAGCAAUAACAGGACACCGCGUGACCAAAGCAGAAAGACCGGCGAGCCCACCAGCAGCACCGGGACACCAGCAAGGGUCACUUUGCCUGUCCCUCCACCAGCUCAGACAACUCUUGAAGGCAGCCGGCAGAUCCUCCCUUCUCAGCUUUGCCUUGGAGCCCUCCAGGACCCAGAAAGCAGAAGAGCAGCAUACCAGCAAAGCUGCAGGACAGGUCAUGGAAAACGCAAAGAUGAACAAGAAGAGAGCUGGUCAGAAGAGGCAAAGAAGCAGAUCUCCAACCCCGCCCCGAGGGAACAUUGUGGGCUGCAGAAUUUCUCAUGAAUGGAAGGAAGGAGAUGAGCCCAUCACUCAGUGGAAAGGAACUGUGCUGGAUCAGGUGCCUAUCAACCCCUCUCUCUACCUGGUGAAAUACGAUGGCAUUGACUGUGUCUAUGGGCUGGAACUUCACAGAGAUGAGAGGGUACUGUCCCUAAAAGUUCUUUCCAACAGGGUGGCAUCAUCCCAAGUCAUUGACCCCAGCCUUGCUGAUGCCAUCAUUGGCAAAGCAGUGGAACAUGUAUUUGAGGGCGAGCAUGGCUCUAAGGAUCAAUGGAGAGGGAUGGUCCUGGGCCAAGCUCCUAUCUUGGAUGCCAGCUUUUAUAUUACUUAUGAGAAAGAUCCUGUGCUUUACAUGUACCAGCUUCUGGAUGAUUAUAAAGAGGGUGACCUCCGUAUCAUGGCAGGGUCCAGUGAGCCCCCUCCUUUAGACAUUGACCUGGAGCUGGUGGAUGGACUGAUAGGUAAACACGUGGAAUACACCAAAGAUGAUGGCUCCAAGAGAGUUGGCAUGGUCAUACACCAGGUUGAAGCCAAGCCCACUGUGUACUUCAUCAAGUUUGAAGAUGAUUUCCACAUCUAUGUCUAUGACCUGGUGAAACAGUUCUAACCAUUUGUCACAGUGUUGCCAGAGCUGUAGAAAUAAAGUUGUAAAUUUUUUUGAAAAUA